CCCAAGGCGAUGGCCGCGCCUGCGCAGGAGUCGGCGCGGGGCUCAGGCGCCGCUUCAGGCCGGGGCCCUUCUGGGGCAGCUGGCGGACUGUAGCCCACGGCCCCGCUCCCCCCGAACCCGCCACGAUGCACCCGUUCGGACGAGAGAGCGCCGCGGCCCUGGACCAGCUCUUCGGCUUCUUCCGCGGGUGUCUGCGGCGCGGGGAGUGGGAGCUGGCCCAGGCCUGCCUGCCCCAGCUGCACGCCCCGGACCGGACCGGCCCGGGCACCGAGACCCCGACCACCGAGCCCCACCGUCUGGAGGCCAUCCUGCGUGCCCUGGUGGCCUGCCCGACCCGCCUCAGGUGCGGGGCGGGCUUCAGCCCCCAGAAACUGGCCUGGGUCUGGCUUCUGGUCCUGGAGAAGUGGUUGGCCUGGGACAAGAAGCUGCUCCCGGCUCCCCUCCGGAGAGAGACCGAGUUCUUGCUGCUAGCGGAAGAGCUGCCAGACGACAUCUCAGAAGAUGUGCUCGAGGAGCUGCGCGAAGUCCUGGCCGGAGAGGAAGAAGGGCCGGCGGACGAGAGCGCCCGGAGGACGGAGGGCCCGGCCCCGGGGCUCAGCGCCGGGGCGGCCUCCGCCCUGUGGCGUCUCCUGACGGCGGCCCCCCGGCGGGCCCGGGCCCUGCUGGAGCUCCUGCCGGGGGAGGACGCCCGUCGGCCCUCCCGCGGCCGGCCUCUGCAGCAGAGGCUGGUGGAGCUCCUCCGGCGGGAGCUGAGGAGCCUCCGGGAGUCACCCCUCCGCUCCCCGGCCCGGGCGGAGGCCGUUUACGCAGCCCUGGGCGCCCUGCGCUGUCCCCCCGAGGGCCCGGGGCCCGAGCUGCGUCUCCUCUGCGAAGAGCUGCUGGAGGCCUGCGGGACGGACGGGAGUCCCCUGCGGGAGGAGCGGCUGCUGGGCUGCCUGCUGAGGGGGCCCGGCCGGGGCCUGGUGGCCCUGUACGGCCACGCCUAUGCCGAGCGGACCGGGGAGAAGUCCCCGGCGAAAGUCCCCCCCGAGCCGCCGGACCCCGAGAAGGUGAUGCUGGCCCUGUUCUCCGACCCUGACCCUGCCCGGUCGUGGAAGAGGGCCUAUUUCUACUGCCUGAGCAACAACAAGCACUUUCUGGAGCAGAUCCUGGUGACGGCGCUGGCCCUGCUGAAGGAGGAGGACUUCGGCGGUCUGGGCCGCCUGUUGGCCGGAGAGUUCGGGCCCCUCGGCCGCCUGCUGGUGCUGCUGGCCUGGACCCAGUGCCGGAGCCUGGAGAACGCCAAGGGGCUGCUGCGGGCCCUCCAUCGGACGCAGGACUCACACUGCGACUCGCUGCUCAGAGAUGCCUGCGACGCCCUAGGGACCCACGUGGAAGUCUUAGAGUGGAGUCUUCGGCAGAACAGUGCCAUCCCAGAGGAGGAUCUCCUGCGUCACCUACACGGCGGGGGCGACCACUCGGUGCUCUACUCUCUCCAUCACCUCACGCACCUGCCGGCUCUCAAGGAGGAGGAAGUCGCGGAGCUGCUGCGAAAGAUGCCCGCCGCGGGCCCGGCCCCCGAUCACGCUACUGCCUCAGUUUCCAGCCUUCGGGGUGACUGUCAGAACCUGACGCUCUUCCAGGGAUUCUGCGCCAUGAAAUACGCCAUCUACGCCCUCUGCGUGAACUUCCACCGGCAUUCCCGAUGCCGAGACUGCCCGGGCGGCGUCUCGGACGGCCUCUCCUCGGCCGGGGAGUUGAGCCGGGACUCUCCCGGUUCCUCGGGUGCUUCCCAACUCUUCUCCCUCUACCUGUCUCGAUGCCGACGGUACCUCUGCAGGCUUCCUGUCCCCCUGCGCCUGGAAGUGCUGGAGAAUAUCUUCUCGCUGCUCCUCGUCUCCCCGAGCGACCUUCACCCCGAGGCCCCCGGGCCCGAAGACCACGCCGAGGACGCCGACCUCGAGGGAAGGGGGCAGCCGGGGUGGUCCCCCUCAGAAAGCCCCCAGCCCCCGGCCCCGCCUGAGAGGAAGGGCAAGCGGCCUUCCCCCGUCGGGGCCCGGGGCCUUCCUCGGGCCCCGGCCGGCCGGCCGCCGGGAGGCGCGCCUCCGGACCGGAGCUUCCUCGACCUGAAGCACUUCGCCAGAGGGAGCGGAGGGUUUCUGGCGGACGAGGCGGCCGUGGAGGCGUUCCUCGAGCUCCUCCUGGAGCAGCUAGAGGAGAUCGGGGACCGGAGACGCCCGGAGGGGCCGGAGCCGGCCGAGGCCCGGGGGUCGUCGGACGGCGGGGGGGACCCGGAGGGCCGCCUGCAGCGGUUCUCCAAGGUCCUCUCCGAGGCCCAGUGGAGGUACAAGGUGGCGACCGGCAUUCGGAGCACAGACGGCCGGGACAGGACAGCAGACCCGUCGCUGGAAAAUACAAGCGGCGAGCCGAGCACGAGCACUUCUGAAGGAAGCGUGAGCGCCUCGGCCGGGGGCGGCGCGGCGGAGGGCCGGACUCGGUCCCGGCCGCGGGACCCCCUCGUCCCCGUGAUGCUGUCUCCGCCCGAGUCGCUGCUCGCCUCCUGCGUCCUCCGUGGGAACUUCCUGGAAGCCCACCAGGUGGUCUUCACGUUCGGCCUGAAGUCGUCACCCGGCGCCGGCGAGCUGACGUUCAUGGAGCGCUAUCAGGAAGCGAUCCGGGAGCUGGCCCGGGUGGAACAGAACAUCGAAAGCCAGGCCUCAGACGGGGGCGGCCCCAGCAGCGCCCACCGGAAGGCCGGCGGCGGCCGCUCCACCCUGCAGGCCAUUGGCAGCGCGGCCGCCGCGGGCAUGGUGUUCUACUCCAUCUCCGACGUGACCGACAAGCUGCUCGACGCCCCCGGGGACCCCAUCCCCACCCUCCAGGAGGACUUCUGGAUCAGCCGCAGCCAGCCGGAGCCCGGGACGCCCCUGAGGGACGUCCUGGAGGAGCUGAGUCCCCCGGCCAUGGCCGCGUUCGACCUGGCCUGCACCCGGUGUCGGCUGUGGAAAACCUGCAAGCAGCUCCUGGAGACGGCGGAGCGACGCCUGCGUCGGAGCUUGGAGAGCCGAGGUCGCAAGCUGGACUGGGUUUCCCUGAACUCCCACGGCAUCAGAGGCUUUCCGGCUGUUCUUCAGCAGAUCAGUAAAAUUCUCAGUUAUGCAUCAGCACCGCAGGGUAAACCAGAGGCCGUGGAGGAGAAGGGAGGCAGUUAUCCCCGCUGCAGCGUCGCAGAGCUCCUGCAGCUGUGCUGCCCCAGCCUGACGGAGGACUGUAUCGAUCACCAAACCGCCGUCUCCCAGCAGUUAGAGCGAGUCCUGCAGAGUCUGACCCAGGCGCUCGGCCUACCAGAACCUAAGGGCCCGCCCCUGUCGUGUUUGGUGGAGCAGGCAGCCCAGAAGAUUCAAGAAGUGGAGGCCCAUCCUCUUCAGGUCCACACACGUCUCCUCCUGAAGAAUCUGGCCCAGCAGACCCCGGCGGGAGACGGACAAACCGACUACGUGGAGGCUUUCUUCGAUUACUCAAACACCUUGGCCUCAGUGCUCCUGAGAAGCCUGAGUUCUGAGCCCGAUCAGGCCACCCGGGUGAAAGCGGGCAACCCCUUUGUCCUUCUGAAGCAGAGCCCUUCCCAGCUGGUGUCUCAUCUCCUGUUCGAGAGACAAGUCCCCCCGGAAAGGCUGGCGUCCCUCCUGGGCCAGGUGGAACUGAGGCUGAGCGUACCCCAGGUCGUCGUCAGCUGCUGCUGCGAGCCCCUGGCCCUGUGUCCGGCCCGGCGGAGCCGCGGGGCCCGCUCCCUCCGGACCCAGCUGGGCCGCCUGGCUCAGCUGCGCGCUUCCCAAAGCCUGCCGGACGUCCCGCUCCCGCCGCUCGAGGAGGCCGAGGCGCCCGCGCCUCCCCUCCCCUCCCACCCCGCCGUCGGCGACCCGCCGUCCUCCUCCCUCACCGCCUCCGCCCUGGCCUUCCUCAAGUCCCGCUCCAAGCUGCUGGCCGUCCUGGCCUGCCUCGGGGCGUCCCGGGGGCCGCGGGCCCCGAAGCCCGGGCUUUCCUGGAAGGAGUUGCGAGGCAGGCGAGAGGUGCCCCUGACCCCGGAGCAGGUCUCCCAGGAGGGCGAGGGUCUCCUGGCGCAGUUCCCCUUGCUGGAGGCCUUCCUCCUGACUAGCUGGCGGCCGCUCCGCGGAACGUCGGGCGAGGGGCAGAGCUUGGCGGGAGGCCUCUGCGCGCAGACCUGCUUCUCGCCUUUCCUGCUGGGUCUCCAUUCUCCCGCCGCCCUGAACGCGCUGACCGAGGCCUUCAGAGAAGCCCUGGACGCCGACGACUGCCCCCGCGCCCUGCGGCUCCUGGAGACGUUCGGCCAGGACGCCGAAGAGCCCAGCGGCGUAAAGGAUGCCGUGCUGAGCUGGGCCACCGCAAGCGAUAAGGAUGGCUGGCACUACCUGCUCCCUGUGAAAGAUGCCACCCUGAGAAGCCAGUUGGCCCUCCACUUUGUAGACAGGUGGCCCUUGGAACCGAACUUGGAGAUCCUGGUCUAUUGCAUUUCAGACCCGGCGGUUCCCAGCGAGUUGAAAUCCGAGCUGCAAGACAAACUGCGGGAGCUACGCGUCUAUCAGAAGAUCCUGGCUUUGCAGGGGGCCGCAACGUGGACCGACUGGCAGACGCUGCGAAACUGCUGCGUCGAGGACCCCCUGAGCGUCACGGACAUGAUUCUGGAGGCAAAGGAAUAUGAGCUGUGCGAAGAAUGGGGCUGCUUGUAUCCUAUCCCAAGAGAGCGCUUGAUCGGCCUGCAUCAGAAGCAUCUCCUUCACCUCCUGGACGGAGGAAACCACGACAAGGCCCUGCAGCUCCUGCAGAGGAUCACUGACCCCGUCGUGCGCCUGGCCGUCACAGAGUCGUCCCUGGAUCGGCACCCGGGCCUGGCCUCCUCCCACUUCUUAGCCAACUAUCUCACCACCCAUUUCGAGCAGGAGCUGACGGCGACCCGUCACCAGGAGAUCCAGGCACUCUACAUGGGGUCCAAGGUCCUGCUGACUCUCCCGGAGCCGAACCGAGCCAGCUACGCCCACCUGUCAGCCCGCCCCUUGCUCAUGCUGGAGCAGCUGCUUAUGAACAUGAAGGUCGACUGGGCCACCGUCGCCGUGCGGACCCUGCGCCAGCUGCUGACCGGACAGGAGAUCGGCUUUACCAGGGAAGACGUCGACGCUCUACUCGCCCGAUAUGCCGGGAAGGCGCUCGACUUGCCCUAUUCACUGAAAGAGAGACGAUCAGAUUCAGUGAUUCACCUUCAAGAAAUCUUCAAUCAGGUUUCAGAACCCGAAACCCUAUCCAAGUCGCCGUCCACGGAGUUUUCUCCCACUUUUCCCGGUGUCUCCAUCCUGCAGUCGCCCGGCCCGAGGGAGAAGAGCCUGCCUCAGAGUCAGUCUUGGACCGAGUUUGUGCCCCCCGACAAACCUCCGGCAAGGCAGGAGUGGAUUCCAGAUGAGACUGAAAACAACUGCAUGGUUUGCAGAAACGAAAGGUUCACCAUGUUCAACAGGCGUCACCACUGCCGACGCUGCGGUAGGCUGGUGUGCAGUUCAUGCUCGACCAAGAAGAUGGUGGUGGAAGGCUGCAGAGAGAACCCGGCUCGGGUGUGUGACCAGUGUUAUGGUUUCUACAACAGAGAAGUUACGGAAGAGGAUGCGAGCUACCUAGAAGCCCCGGUCAGCCCGGCCCCGGAGAGCCCCCCGUAUUCCGCCGUGGUGCCGGUUCCCAAAGCCACGGAGCUGGAGUGGACUCUGGAUCUGAACGAAGAGGAGAACGAGCUGGUGCGCGGCGAGUUCUAUUAUGAGCAGGCCCCCAGCGCUUCGCUGUGCAUCGCCAUCCUGAACCUACACUGCGACAGCAUCGCCUGCGGCCACCAGCUGAUCGAACACUGCUGCAGGCUGUCCCGCGGCCUCACCAACCCGGAGGUGGACGCGGGCCUGCUCACGGCCAUCAUGAAGCAGCUGCUCUUCAGCGCCAAGAUGAUGUUCGUGAAAGCCGGCAGGAGCCAGGACUUAGCCCUCUGCGACAGUUAUAUCAGCAAGGUGGAUGUGCUGAACAUCUUAGUGACUGCGGCUUAUCGCCACGUACCAUCUCUGGAUCAAAUUUUGCAACCAGCAGCUGUCACAAGACUAAGGAACCAGCUUUUAGAAGCCGAAUACUACCAGUUAGGAGUUGAGGUCUCCACCAAGACGGGGCUGGACCCCGCCGGGGCCUGGCACGCCUGGGGUAUGGCCUGCCUCAAAGCGGGGGACCUGGCCGCCGCCAGGGAGAAAUUCCAUCGAUGCCUGAGACCACCCUUUGACCACAACCAGCUGAACCACGGCUCCAGGCUGGUCCAGGACGUCGUGGGCUACCUGGAGUCUACGGUGAAGCCCAUCCUGUCGGUGCAGGACGACGACUACUUCGCCACCCUGAAGGAGCUGGAAGCCUCUCUGAGGACUCAGAGCCUCUCUCUGGAGGUCGUUCCCGAGGGGAAGAUCUUGCACAACACCUAUUACCAGGAGUGCCUCUUCUAUUUACACAACUAUAGCACCAACUUGGCCAUCUGCAGUUUCUACAUGAGGCAUAACUGCAUGAGGGAAGCCUUGCUGCACGUCCUGAACAAGGAAAGCCCCCCGGAAGUCUUCAUCGAAGGCGUCUUCCUGCCGAGCUACAAGAGCGGGAAGCUGCACGUUUUGGAAAAUUUGCUGGAAGCCAUCGAUCCCACCUUGGACAGCUGGGGCAAGUACUUAAUUGCUUCAUGCCAACACUUGCAGAAGAAGAACUACUAUCAUAUUCUGUAUGAGCUGCAGCAGUUUAUGAAGGACCAGGUCCGGGCCGCCAUGACCUGCAUCCGCUUCUUCUCUCAUAAGGCAAAGACGUACGUGGACCUGGGAGAGAAGCUCAAGUGGCUCCUCAAGGCCAAGGACCACCUCAAGGUCUACCUGCAGGAAGUGUCCCGUGGCACGGCCAAGAAGAAAUCCUCCUUCUUCCGAAAGAAGAUGAGCGCGGCUGAGGUGUCCAGGCACAUGAACACGGUUGAGCUGCAGAUGGAAGUGACCAAGUUCUUACAUCGAUGCGAAAGCGCUGGGACCUCCCAGGUCACAACCCUGCCCUUGCCAACCCUGUUCGGAAACAACCACAUGAAGAUGGAUGUUGCCUGCAAGGUUAUGCUGGGAGGGAAGAAUGUGGAAGAAGGCUUUGGGAUCGCCUUCCGCGUCCUGCAGGACUUCCAGCUGGACGCCGCCACCACCUACUGCAAAGCCGCCCAGCAGCUGGUUAAGAGGGGGAGUUACGGCGAGAUCCGGCAACUGCUGAAGUGCGUCAGUGAGUCCGGUGUGGCAGCCGAGAACGACGGCGACACCAUCCUCCUCACCUGCCUGGAAGGGUACAGGAGCAUCCCGUCCACGGAGCUGGAAGGCCUGAUCCAAGCCAUACACAGUGAUGACAACAAGAUCCAAGCCUACUUGACUUGUAGCAAGCUGCGCUCGGCCUACCUGGUCGCCGUGAAGCAAGAGCGGCACCGGGCCACGACCCUCGUCCAGCGGGUGCAGCAGGCAGCCGAGAAGAGUGGAGACGAAGUCGUCAAGGACAUCUGCGCCCAGUGGCUAGGGUCGUGCCAAGCCAGGGUCCGAGGCCAGCCCGGGGCGAGCUCCAGGAAGUGACCGACUCCCACGCGACGAGCCCGUUGGGGCGACUCAGCCCCGGAGCCAACCGCCGGAGGAGGAAAGCGCGACGGUCUUAUCCUGCUUCCGCCGAGACCCGGGGCAAUCCCGGCCGCGGUCGUCGGAGAAAGAAGAGAUCUUUUUCACGCAAGUGCCGCGUGGGUUAAUAUGAGUGGGGUUGUGUGUUUGAGAGACCUCAUGGCCAUAACUUUCUACCUCAAAGGGUGCGUGGGUGUGUGUUCGUGUGUUUGUGUACGCGCCGGCGGGCCCAAGGAUUUCUGAACAAACUGAACUCUCUUCCUGUGAGAAGAGGCACUUUAUCCUUUUGCCAGUUUGGAAACCCUUUUAGGGCACUUUGCUCCUGAAUCUGGAACGGCACAUUCAUUUAGCCCUCCCCGGCUCAGCUCUGACGUAUCCGCCUCCCCGGCUGCGGGAGCGGGAGAGGAACUAGUUAGAGCACAUCUUAACCGAAAGGUUGGGACAGAAAUCGCAGAUUGACGCAAGAGGGUUUCAUCCCUUUGCUUUUUGCCUCGAUUCCCCUCCUCCUUUCGCAGAGAGUUUGUUGUUGAAAGAAUGCCGAUUCUGGAAUAAAGCCGUUCAACUCUUUCCCAAAAUCA
Molecule: messenger RNA, 8257 nt
Organism: Ornithorhynchus anatinus (platypus)
Lineage: Eukaryota; Metazoa; Chordata; Mammalia; Monotremata; Ornithorhynchidae
Gene: ZFYVE26
Product: zinc finger FYVE-type containing 26
Exons: 41
Coding region: 126-7640 (2504 amino acids)
Biological process (GO): mitotic cytokinesis; double-strand break repair via homologous recombination; regulation of cytokinesis
Cellular component (GO): centrosome; lysosomal membrane; midbody
Molecular function (GO): metal ion binding; phosphatidylinositol-3-phosphate binding
Source: RefSeq, a predicted model, not a curated record